Molecule: messenger RNA, 1227 nt
Organism: Nematolebias whitei (Rio pearlfish)
Lineage: Eukaryota; Metazoa; Chordata; Actinopteri; Cyprinodontiformes; Rivulidae
Gene: slc25a29l
Product: mitochondrial basic amino acids transporter
Exons: 4
Coding region: 42-974 (310 amino acids)
Biological process (GO): mitochondrial L-ornithine transmembrane transport
Cellular component (GO): mitochondrion
Molecular function (GO): high-affinity L-arginine transmembrane transporter activity
Source: RefSeq, a predicted model, not a curated record
AAAUUACAUCUACACCCAACCAUUCCACUUUGUUUGAGGGGAUGGCACUGGACUUCGCAGCUGGGUGCGCAGGAGGUGCUGCAGGUGUUUUGGUUGGACAUCCAUUUGACACUGUAAAGGUGAGGCUUCAGGUUCAAAAUGUGGACAAACCUUUGUACCGGGGGACGUUUCACUGCUUUCAGUCAAUCACACGCCAGGAAUCGAUGCUGGGUUUAUAUAAGGGUAUCGGCUCUCCCAUGAUGGGGCUGACGUUCAUCAACGCCAUUGUUUUUGGUGUCCAAGGUAACGCCAUGCGGCACCUUGGUCGCGACACGCCUCUCAACCAGUUCCUGGCUGGAGCUGCAGCUGGAUCCAUUCAGUGCGUCAUCUGCUGCCCAAUGGAGCUGGCCAAGACACGCAUGCAGAUGCAAGGGACUGGAGAGAAGAAGUCCAAGAAGAAGAUGUACAAGAACUCCCUGGACUGCCUGGUGAGGAUCUACAACAAGGAGGGGUUCAGAGGGAUCAACCGUGGCAUGACCACCACCCUUCUGCGCGAGACGCCGGGCUUCGGCGUGUAUUUCCUCGCAUACGACGUGCUGACGCGUUCGUUGGGCUGCGAGCCUGAAGACCCCUACAUGAUCCCAAAGCUGCUGUUUGCCGGUGGGAUGUCGGGCAUCGCCUCCUGGCUCUCCACCUACCCCGUGGACGUGAUCAAGUCGCGUCUGCAGGCAGACGGUGUCGGGGGCGUCAACAAGUACAGCGGCAUUAUGGACUGUGUCAGACAAAGUUUACAGAAAGAAGGGUGGCGAGUUUUCACUCGUGGACUCACGUCCACGUUGCUCCGGGCUUUUCCAGUGAACGCCACCACGUUUGCCACGGUGACUUUGUUUUUAAUGUACAUGCGACAGGGGGAAGAAUGUAGCAUCCAGAUGUCUGAGCCUCAGUGUGUCCAGCUGCAGCCCCUGCAGCAACAGACGCAGCCAACCAGCAUGUAGACGCUGCGCAGCAGUCGGUGUCAUUAAACUCGUCCGUUUAGUAUAUAGAGCAUCUAAUGCAGGUCUGUGAUCUGUUCACUGGCGUUUCGAAGAACUGCUGGCUGUUGGUACACAUCUGUUCAGGUGGAGCUUCAGCCACUUGUGGUAUUUAAAGAAUAUAUAUAUAUUUUAAGCUAAAAGCUGCUUUUGUAUAUAUGGUUUCUUUUGAACCACAGAUAUGUUUUGUACAUAGUGACUUUUUAGUAUAUUAGGA